Messenger RNA from Lolium perenne, 1323 nucleotides. RefSeq lists its product as uncharacterized. The record is from RefSeq and is a predicted model, not a curated record. Gene Ontology annotation, molecular function: protein binding. NCBI's taxonomy places the organism in Eukaryota, Viridiplantae, Streptophyta, Magnoliopsida, Poales, Poaceae.
AUGGGCCUGUGUCUCGGCAAGACUUCGCCCUGCCCGCGGCCGGACGUCACGCCCAAGAUCGCCGGCGGCUGCCUCUGUCCCAGAGAUCCCUCUACUUGGUCCUGGGCAGACCUCCCGCCGGAGAUCACCGGCCUCGUCUUCUCCCGCCUCCCGUCACAUGACGACCGCCUCAGCUUGGCCGCCGUCUGCCACGACUGGCGCCUCGCCACGCAACACCAGCGUGCCAUGCUGCCGCCGGCGCUGCCUUAUAUCAACCUCGGCAACGGCGUCUGCCACGGCCUUGCCGAUGGCAAGGCGCGCCGCUUUGCGACGUUCAGGGGCAGCUACACCGCCAGCGCCUCAUUCGGCAGCUGGCUACUCUACGAACAGCGCGGGGGUUCCGGCCGAUGCUUCCUCCGCGCUCCUAACUCCCCAGCCAUCAAGGUUCCAUGUCUCUACGCCCAGCGCGCAUUACUAAGCGCGACCUCCUCCAUUGCAGACACCGUGGACAUGGGGGCGACCUCCUCCAUUGCAGACACCCUGGACAUGGGGACUGAUGUGAAGAUGGUCGUGUGCUCGUCCCGUCUCGUCGUCGCGAUUUUCCGCCGCCAUACAUUCGGCGACAUACUGCCUAGCUCUGGAGUCUUUAAAUGCUCUAACAUUGCUUGUUUCCGGCCGGCCCGGGCCCGGGCCUGGCAGCUGCGUCCGGCUACAUGGUCACCUGUCUCGUCUUAUGAUAAUCACCGCCGCACAAGCUAUCUCUACAUCGACAUAGCCUUCUUCCAGGGGAAGAUAUUCGCUCUCACCACCUUGGAGGAGCUCUUCUGCUAUGACUUUUUCGCCAAUGACAGAGAGAACCAGCAGCGCAUUGGUGAUCGUCUCAUCAAGCAUGCAACAGAGCAGCGACCACCUCGGUCUGACAGCUCCUACCUGGUCGUUUCAUCCGACAAGCAAAAGUUACUGAUGGUGCGGUGGAACGGGAUCUUCACUACUGAUCAUCAGCCGGCAAUGGAUCUGCGAGUGUUUGAGGCAGAUUUUGAUGAGGGCCAGUGGUCCGAAGUGAAUGACUUGGCCGGCCAGGCCCUUUUCCUCAGCAGGAAUUGCUCUAAGGCAUUUCAAGCGGGCUCGUUGGAGCAUUGUGACCUCGGCUUCCGAGGCGGAAACUGUGUGUUUGUUCUAGGCAACGAGUGGGCACAGUCAUGGAGGCGCCCUGAUGUCUGUGGUGAUCAGACUUCCAGAUAUUUGGUGUAUGACAUGGUGAGCGGCGAAACUAGUUCAGUUACACUCGACGGAGCUCCCUGCAUAGAACGUUUCAGGUCCGGAUGGUUCUUCCCCGACGAGUGA